UACGUGCGCGUACGUCACUUGCGAGACCGACGCACCACAUAAAUCUCGCAGUGAUGGCUGCGCCGCCCGAUGCGGAGAGUUUGGAGUCUCGUAUCAACAAAGCCACAAACCCACUCAACAGAGACACAGACUGGAGCAGCAUCCAUGCCUUCUGUGACCAGCUCAACAAUGAUUUGGAGGGACCUCAGCUGGCCACCAGGCUCCUGGCCCACAAGAUCCAGUCUCCACAGGAGUGGGAGGCCAUGCAGGCCCUGCUGGUUCUGGAGACAUGUAUGAAAAACUGUGGGAAAAGGUUUCACAGUGAAGUUGGCAAGUUCCGUUUUCUUAAUGAACUCAUCAAAGUAGUUUCUCCAAAGUACCUGGGCUCACGGUCACCAGAGCCAGUAAAAAAGAAGGUUUUGGAGUUGAUCUAUAGCUGGACUUUGGGGUUACCUGAUGAGGCCAAGAUCUCAGAUGCCUAUCAGAUGCUGAAGAAACAAGGUAUUAUUAAACAAGACCCAGAGCUACCACCUGACAAACUACUGAACCUUCCUCCACCCAGACCCAAGAAUGCCAUUUUUGAGGAUGAGGAGAAGUCAAAAAUGCUGUCUCGCCUGUUGAAUAGCUCGCACCCUGAGGACUUGAAAGCUGCCAACAAACUCAUCAAGGAAAUGGUCCAAGAGGAUCAAAGGCGAGCGGAGAAGGUGUCAAAGCGGGUUAACGCCAUCCAGGAAGUGAAGGAGAGCGUCACUCUGCUGACUCAGCUUCUGCAGGACUAUGACAGCACAGCUAGCAACCAGAGCAAUGCUGAACUCAUACAGGACCUGUACCAGCGCUGCGAGAAAAUGAGACCUACACUGUUCAGACUGGCAAGUGAUACAGAGGACAACGACGAGGCUCUGGCGGAGAUCCUGCAGGCCAACGACAGCCUGACUCACGUCAUUAACCUAUACAAACAGCAAGUGAAGGGGGAGAUUGUAAACGGCAACAAUGCACUAAACUCACAGAAACAAACAGCAGGAGGGACAGCACUGCUAGAUCUGUCAGGAUUGGAUACGUCACCCCAGUCGCCUCCAUCCUUCCCAGAAUUUCCUACUCCAACAGACAGCCUCAACGCCCCCUCACAGGAGAUGGGGAUAAGUCUCCUUGACGACGAGCUCAUGUCACUCGGUUUAAGUGAAGGAACACACACCUCCAACCCUCACUCACAGCCUGAGGACUCCACAGCCUGGGACUCCUUCCAGUCCUCUGACAGCAUAGACGCAGACAUCCCCGCAGCACCCAGUCUCCUCCUGAGUCCAGACCCACCCUCCCACUCUCAGCCGCUCUCAGCGGGCUCCACCCCUGGAAACUCAGCCCUGGAUGAGCUGGACCUGCUGGGGAAGACACUGCUGCAGCAGUCCCUGCCUCCAGAGGGCCUGCAGGUCAAAUGGGACAAGCAACAGUCCAAACCAACUCUGAGAGAUCUCCAGAGCAAGUCUGGGACCAACAUUGCCCCAAACCCCAUCCUAGCCUUUGCCUCUGAUCAUCCUGCGCCUCUUGUCAACUCUCAGCCCGGCCUUGGAGCAACGUUGCUGGAUAUGUCCCCCACUCACACAGAGACUCCUUCUGCUGAAAUCGACCUGACUGAUGUUUUUGUACCAUUAGAAUCCAUUAAGCCCAGUAGUCUGUUACCUGUGACUGUGUUUGAUGGACACAGUCUGCGGGUUCUCUUUCAUUUUGCUCGCGACUCGCCUCCAUCUCGUCCCGACGUGCUGGUGGUGAUCAUCUCCAUGCUGUCCUCUGCCCCUGUCCCUGUCACCAACAUAAACUUUGAAACGACAGCUCCAAAGUGUAUGGCAGUGAAGCUGCAGCCCCCAUCAGGAACAGAACUCCCAGCUUUUAACCCCAUCCUCCCUCCUGCUGCUGUCACACAGAUCCUGCUGCUGGCAAACCCAAACAAGGAGAAAGUGCAGCUCCAGUACAGACUAACCUUCACCAUGGGAGAGCAGGAGCACAGUGAGAGAGGCAGUUUAGAACAGUUUCCUUCUCCGGAGACAUGGGGGAACCUAUAGCAUUUAAACACAACUACAACCAGACAGACUCUCUGCUUUCAGACUCAGCUUCCUUCUAAACAAACUCCCCAACUCAACACUCUGCAUAAGCCUGUUUUCCUUUGUAAUCACAUUGUACUUUGUUUGAUUGCUAUUGUUUGUUUUCCUUGGAUUACGCUCAUGCUCAGUCAGUGUAAUGUGUGUGUGCUUUUGCUCUAAAUGAGUCAUGUAUGUCUAGGUCUAGUCUGCUUUAUGUGGCUGCUUCAAAACAAACCUGCAACUGCUCCCCCAAAGUUGUUGCAGUCUUGUCAUCUUUUUUAACAAACAGUGCUUUGAAGAAAGAAACAAAUGUGUGGGUAUUUGCUUUGGUGUGCUUGAUUUUUUUCUUCUUCGUUUUUUUCCCCCUUCCCAGCUAAGGCACAAAGUCUAUUUAAAUCCAUUAUCAGUUGCGUUUACAGUCACCUCUGCAUGCUCUGCCAACAUGGGACACAGUUAUUGCAAAAUCCAGCACACUGGGGGGGGGGGGGGGCGUAAGCUUGACAUAGACACAGCUCAUCUUAGUUUGCAAAACAAAGCUAUAUGUAAUCAACUUUUUGUGGCAUCUGUUUUAUUUUGUGAUGAGUGUGAAUGAGAGUCCACUUUUUGAUUUGCACAGAGAAUGAUUUUUUUUUUAUUGUAGUUUCCCUGUCUUUUCCUCAUCUUCUGUAAAGAACAAAAAAUACUGUAACAUCAGAGUUGUGUAUUAUCUGCCAUAUGUGCCUAUUUUGCAGUUCUAACAUUUAUUUAAGUUGUAGUGCAUUUGGAUGGAUUUAUUUUUCUCAUCUGUUACAUGUCAGUCAUAUUAAGUCUGCAGUUUGAGAUACGCAUCAGCUACAUUAUAACCAUAAAUUCUUAAUAUAUUCAAAGCAUUUUGAGUAGGACAAAGGUUAAAUUUUGAUAAUUAUUUUCUUUAGCUUGUGAUUUAAAUUAAUAUUUUAGCAUUUAUUGGGUAAAACUAUCAAAAACUUGAGCAUAUGCAAACUGAGCUGCACACAGGUGCCCUUGAGCACAGUGUCUGUCUCAAACAUGUCCAACUUGUUUCUACAGUCUGCGAUGCAUGUCAGCCACGCUCAACACUUCCUCCUCCCCACAGGCUCUCAAUCACAUUCCACUGCACCAAUCUCCAAUACGACUGCUUUGUAAAUACCAAUGAUGGCAGUUCUGUUGUGUACAUUUGACUUGUGCAAUGUGCAAGAGCAUAACACUGGUAAAAUAUUACAAAUGGGUAAUAAAGUUUUUUCUUGGUGAUCUGAA
Lates calcarifer (barramundi perch) is the source of this 3305-nucleotide messenger RNA. RefSeq names its product golgi-associated, gamma adaptin ear containing, ARF binding protein 1 (gene gga1). Gene Ontology annotation, cellular component: trans-Golgi network. Lineage: Eukaryota; Metazoa; Chordata; Actinopteri; Centropomidae. The record is from RefSeq and is a predicted model, not a curated record. The transcript has 17 exons. Gene Ontology annotation, biological process: intracellular protein transport; vesicle-mediated transport. Bases 54 to 2033 code for a protein of 659 amino acids. Gene Ontology annotation, molecular function: small GTPase binding; phosphatidylinositol binding; ubiquitin binding.